Cololabis saira (Pacific saury) is the source of this 2753-nucleotide messenger RNA. RefSeq names its product synaptotagmin IXa (gene syt9a). NCBI's taxonomy places the organism in Eukaryota, Metazoa, Chordata, Actinopteri, Beloniformes, Belonidae. Gene Ontology annotation, cellular component: membrane; dense core granule. The coding region runs from base 412 to 2103 and encodes 563 amino acids. Gene Ontology annotation, molecular function: clathrin binding; SNARE binding; phosphatidylserine binding. The record is from RefSeq and is a predicted model, not a curated record. The transcript is spliced from 7 exons. Gene Ontology annotation, biological process: regulation of calcium ion-dependent exocytosis; calcium-ion regulated exocytosis; cellular response to calcium ion.
UUUGUUUCUCUCUCUCCUGUGCUCCUUGAAGUGGUGCUGAAGCUUCCUCGAGACAGUCGCUGCUUUAAGGCACAAAGAUAACGGAUCGGGCAGCGUGCGAAGAAAUAGUGCUGGGAGCCUGCGCACGCAUUUCAGCACGUUGGAGAGCGCUCUGCACCGCAGAGGCGGUGCGCGGAUUCAACCGGUGGCUUUAAGCGGAGCGGCUCUUUCACUCAGUGUUACAUAAAAAAAAAACUCCUCUUCUCCACAUGUUGGAUUGCUCAUUUGCUUUUCUGGAUCGCGGGGAAAUAGUGCUUUUGCGUUCUCAGUGAAUCAGCCCGGAUCCCAGCCCGUGUGAAGGCGUGCCUGAGUGCAGGAGCCUCGCGGAGCGGCGGAAUAGAGACCCUCCGUUCAUAAGGAUGCUGGUGGGAAAUGCCUGGAGACAGAGAUGACGAGAUUUGUCGAAAAGCACUUGAACUCCUGUCAGAUCUUUGCUCGAAGGGGGAAGUGCAGAACGAAAACUGUCUGGAUUUUAUCUACUAUUUCCGAGAUCUCGCCAGGCCACGGUACUCGGAUUCAGAUAUAUCAGUGAGCCUGCUAUCCCUGGUAGUGACAGCCUGUGGUCUGGCCCUGUUUGGUGUCUCCCUUUUUGUCUCUUGGAAGCUCUGCUGGAUACCAUGGAGGGAGCGGGGACUCUCCCCUACUACCAAGGAGGCCCAUGGGCACAUCAAUCCCACCAUGAGCCCUUUGCCUUCCCAGCUAGCACCCAGACAACCAGUGUACACGGCCGUGGACCCCCCAGUACACGACCGCCGUAAGUCGUCUCACUGUUCCAUCGCCAAAGAGCCCACUCCUGUGGCAUCUGUUGUGUCCGUGGAGGCUCCUGUGACUCCCGUAUCACCCCCACCUGUGGUCAUGGCAACUCCAGAGGCAGCUAUGAAGAUAAGCCACACAUCCCCAGACAUACCACUGGAUGCACAGGUCAAAAGCCGUGAAAAUGGAGUUCACACUAACCCGCGUAUGCAGAGGCCGACCAUGGACCCUGCACCAAGUGGUUGUCCAGUCUCUGAAAUUGGUCAAGGGUCCAUUCGCAGACAUAUGAACCUCUCGAACCCAGACUUCAAUGUGGCCCAGUUCCAAAGGCAGGACUCCCUCACUGGGAUGGGGCUGGGUCUCGGACGCCUCAAACCUGAGCUCUACAAGCAGCGUUCUCUCGAGGGAGAUCAAGGCAGUCGCAGCGGAGUGGGCUGUGGGCGUCUCCACUUCAUCCUCAAAUUUGACUGUGACCUUGAACAGUUAAUAGUUAAAAUCCACAAAGCAGAGGACCUUCCAGCCAAGGACUUUUCUGGCACCUCUGACCCUUAUGUUAAGAUCUACCUGUUGCCUGAUCGUAAGACCAAGCACCAGACCAAGGUGCACCGCAAGACACUCAACCCUGUGUUUGAUGAGGUCUUCCUAUUUCCUGUGGCCUACUCUGAACUUCCCACACGUAAACUACACUUCAGUGUCUAUGACUUCGACCGUUUUUCACGCCAUGACAUAAUUGGUCAAGUGGUGGUGGACAACUUCCUGGAUCUGGCAGAUUUCCCCAGGGAGACAAAACUCUGCCGGGAUAUCCAAUAUGUCUCCACGGAUAAUGUGGACCUGGGGGAUCUGAUGUUCUCCCUCUGUUACUUGCCUACUGCGGGCCGACUGACCAUUACGCUGAUAAAGGCUCGUAAUCUCAAGGCCAUGGAUAUCACCGGUGCAUCGGAUCCAUACGUAAAGGUUUCUCUGAUGUGUGAUGGUCGCAGGCUAAAGAAGAGGAAGACUUCAACAAAGAGGAACACUUUGAAUCCAGUUUAUAAUGAGGCUAUUGUCUUUGAUGUCCCUCCGGAGAACAUAGAACAGAUCAGUCUUUUGAUCGCAGUGAUGGACUAUGAUCGUGUAGGCCACAAUGAGGUCAUCGGUGUGUGUCGGGUCGGCAAUGAUGCUGACAGCCUCGGUCGAGAACAUUGGAGUGAAAUGCUCACAUAUCCCCGAAAACCUGUCGCCCACUGGCAUCCUGUCGUUGAGUACCAGGGGACCACAGGUAGUAGCCAGGGAGGAUCCUGUAAUUCCCUGAAGACCCCUCCUUCUCCGUAGCCUUGAGCACCAAUUCUCAUAAGGGCACGGAUAAACCUGAAGCUUCCGCUGAAUGCUGCUCAUAUAUGGCCCUACCACAGAGAUUAAGAUAUCCACAACUAUGGAAAAGAGAGACACAAGCUGUAUUGAAUGCUGCCAAUGUGGAUCAGUUGCAUGUUGAAAGACCACAAGGAUGGCUAUUUUUUUUGUCCUUUUCGUUUCUUUUUUUUAUCAUGUCCUGCUAGAAAAAUGACAGGCGUGUGCAGACAUUUUAAGUCUGUGCUAUUCCUGGGUUUAUACAGUUAUAGUAUGAAUAUUUUUGUUUCUUAACAUUUUUUUCAACAUAGUCUUGGAACUUGUUUGAUGAAAUGAGUCUAGAUUAGGACAGUGUUCUUAAAACAAACAGUAAAAUGACUGUUUUGAUCCUUUUUUUAAACAUUGAUGGUAAAAUGGUGCAUGAGGUCAUGGUUUGGUGGGAUUGUUCUACUUGUAUGUUUGUUUCUAUUUUUGCAAGAGCUGUCGUUUUGUCAGUUGAUGUGCAGUGACAGCUAGUUUUUUGAAUAUCUGUAUGUAAAAUAUGUUAAAUGUUAGAAAUAAAUGGUACUCCAGAAAAAAUAAUAUGGUUAACCCAAUUAAUUUAUCUGGGCAUUUGUAUCGAAAAUAAAAUAAAA